Molecule: messenger RNA, 754 nt
Organism: Marasmius oreades (fairy-ring Marasmius)
Lineage: Eukaryota; Fungi; Basidiomycota; Agaricomycetes; Agaricales; Marasmiaceae
Exons: 5
Coding region: 72-647 (191 amino acids)
Source: RefSeq, a predicted model, not a curated record
UCCAACAUGCAGGAUUAUUUUUAACUCCGACGUCGCGUCAGUAACUUACGUAAUCCUCCCUACUUGUCAUCAUGGACGCCAAACUCCUCCAAUCUCUCGCCGGUGCAGGUUCUCAACCUCCCAAAGAAAAGGGCGAUGUCUCCCUCCUUGAAUUCCUCGACCUUCAACAACUAAACUGCCUCAACGAAUCGUCAGAGUAUUCCCUCAAAAAUCUCUUAGCAUCAAAGUCGAUCAACACAGCUAGCAACAUGUGGCUACAGAGUGACGCAGAUGAACAGUUGUUACUGAACAUUACCUUUAACCAAACCGUCCGUGUAAAAACACUCAUCAUCAGAUCCAACGACCUCGCCAAAGCACCCAAACAAAUCAAGCUCGCUGUAAAUCGCCCCAAUCUCGGUUUUGAAGACGUAGAAGACGCGGAUGAACCUGGAGUGGCCCAGAUUAUUGAUCUGUCCGAAGAUCAUGUGUUGAAGGGGGAUCCGAUAGCGUUACGGUAUGUGAGGUUCCAAGCGGUUAAUACUCUACAUAUAUUUGUCGUCAAUAAUCAUGGUAAUGAAGAUGAAACUGUGAUAAACGCGAUCGACGUGAUUGGGUUGCCUGUAGAGACUACGAAAGAUCUAAGCGGAUUGAAACCAAAGGAGCAGUAGAAUGCGUUGUAAUAUAUCGAUGGAAUUUGCAAUAGCUGUCAAAUGGACAUGCACGAAUGUCAUUUUUUGAGGCUCUCGCGAACUCAAAAAAGCCGAUCUUUGUUAAA